Coffea eugenioides is the source of this 3708-nucleotide messenger RNA. RefSeq names its product putative disease resistance protein RGA3. The transcript has 3 exons. Bases 1 to 3708 code for a protein of 1235 amino acids. The record is from RefSeq and is a predicted model, not a curated record. Gene Ontology annotation, biological process: defense response to other organism. Lineage: Eukaryota; Viridiplantae; Streptophyta; Magnoliopsida; Gentianales; Rubiaceae. Gene Ontology annotation, molecular function: ADP binding.
AUGACGAAGCCGAAGAUGGUGAGUUGGAAUUGGAAGAUGACUAGGUCUGACUUCGUCCGAGAGCCUUCAUCUAGUGUUACAGAGAACGGCAGCAGCCCAGGAGGUUGUGCGCGGUGUUGGCGAUGGCAGACAGCAGCAGAGCGGACGCGGACUGGUGGUGACCUGGUUCUUCCUCCUCUGUCCGUUGCCGCGUCUUUCUCUCCUGAUCUUCCCGUUCCAUUCCACGCUCUCAAAAAUAUCAAAUUCUCUCUUUCUCCCAGAUAUCGACCUGACCUGAUGGCGGACGCGUUGGUGGAUGCACUACUUAGUUCCACUAUAGAAGUUCUAGUGGAGAAGGCAAUAAAUUUGGCUUCCGAACAAAUUGGCCAGUUUGUUGGCUUCAAGAAAGAUUUGGAGAAACUGCAGGAUACGUUGAAACUGAUCCAGGCUGUCCUUCGUGACGCAGAGAAAGAGCUGGUGACUAAAGAGUUCGUGAAGCGAUGGCUGGAGAACCUUGAACGUGUGGCUUUCGAUGCUGAAAAUUUGCUGGAUGACAUCAACUAUGAGAUGAUUCGGCGCAAAGUUAAGAUUCAAAACCAAAUGAAGAGAAAGGUAUGCUUGUUCUUCUCACUCUCCAAUCCCAUUGCAUUUCGCUGCAAAAUGGCCUGCAAGAUUCAUAAAAUCAAUAUGAAUCUGAAAAGAAUCAAUGAAGAAGCAAGGAGAUUUGGCCUCCAGUCACAGACUGCACCUGCUCCUCCUCCUCCCAGUGGAGCAGGAUUUAUAAAGAACAAAGAGACUGACUCUGCUGCUGUUGGUGCGAGUUUUGUUGGAAGAGAUGAUGAUGUUCCAGCAAUAGUAACAAAGUUGACUGCCACGAGUAACAAUGAAACUAUCUCCGUUCUUUCUAUAAUAGGGAUGGGCGGGAUCGGGAAGACCACUGUGGCUCGAAAAGUUUUCCACGAUCUAAAAAUUGAAAACCAUUUUGACAAGAGAAUGUGGGUAUGCGUAUCAGAUUUUGAAAAACAUUUCGAUCCCAACAGGCUUUUCGAUUUGAUUCUUGAAUCACUGAAAGUCCCAAUGGCCGAAGUUAGGGAUUCUAGGGAAGCCAAAAUCCAGAAGCUUAAGGAAAUAUUGGAUGGUAAAAAGCCGCUUAAAUAUCUACUGGUCCUCGAUGAUGUAUGGAAUGUGGGCCAAGGGGCGCUAUGGGUUGGGUUUCUGGAGUCUCUGCGAGGUAUUAGCUCAGCCAAGGGGAGCUGGGUUAUUGUGACCACGCGUAACAAACGAGUGGCAAACAUCACAGCAAUUGCUUCUGAUCCUUGGCCCUUAAAGGAAUUAUCAAAUGAUCAUUGUUGGCUCAUCAUUAAUAAAAAUGCAUUUGGUGACAGGAAAGCACCGGGUGAUCUAAAAGAGUUAGGAUUUGAGCUAGCAAAGAAAUGCCAAGGCUUGCCAUUAGCUGCAAGUGUUCUUGGCGGUAUGUUGCGCAACAAGGAAAGAAAUGAAUGGCAGUCAAUUUUAGAAACUGGGCUUCAAAAUAUAGGUGGAGACGAAGAUGGUGACAUCACUAAAAUUUUGAAGUUGAGCUUCGACCAUCUUCCGUAUCCAUCUCUUAAAAAGUGUUUUGCAUAUUGUUCAAUUUUCCCCCAGGAUUUUCAAUUGGAAAGAAAUCAGCUAAUCCAACUGUGGGCUGCAGAAGGAUUUCUUCAUUCAAAGCCAAGGAACGAGAUGUGUAUGGAGGAAGUUGGUAAUUGGUACUUUGCCAUUUUGUUGGAUAGUAACUUGUUUCAAGAUGCAGAGAAGGAUGAUUAUGGGAAUGUUUUGUACUGCAAAAUGCAUGAUCUUGUGCAUGAUAUGGUGCAAUCCAUUUCCAAUUCCAAAACUUUAAGGUUGACAAAGUCUGGUAGUGUUGAUAUGGAAACGUCUUCCAUUCGGUAUCUUGCACUGGAGAGAAGUGAAAAAGAAAUGCCAUUUCCUUCCACUGAAAGUUUCAAGCAUAUUACGACAUUGUUUUUGCAAGGAAACAAAUCACUUAAUGACAGGGAGAUGUCAUUUUUUAUGUUGCGAACAUUAAGAGUUAAAUAUUGUGACUCACUGACAAAGUUUCCUAAGAAUUUCAAGAAUUUGGUGAAUUUGAGGCACUUUGACUUUUUCUCUUCUCAUAAAUCAAGUGAUAUCAUGCCUUUUGAGAUCGGACAGUUGCAAUUUCUCCAAACUUUGCCAUUUUUCAAUAUUGGUGAAGAAAGAGGUCGACAAAUUGGAGAAUUGAGGAAUUUGAAGAAUCUCAGUGGACGAUUUGAGUUACGUAAUCUUGAAUUAAUGAAAAGCAAGGAAGAAGCUGAGUCUGCAAAUCUGAUUGGAAAGCCAAACAUUGAUGAGUUAGGAUUACUGUGGGAUGAAAUAGAUAAUUCAAGAAAUAAUGAUAGUGAAUACAAUCAAGUGUUGGAAGGCUUGCAUCCUCACCAAAAUUUGAAAGGUUUGGUAAUUGAAAGAUUUUUUGGUGACCAGCUUUCGAAAUGGAUUGGAGAACUCGGGAGAUUGGUGAAAUUCGAAUUACAAAAUUGCAAAAAUUGCAAAGAGUUACCGACUCUUGGACACAUGCCCUUCCUCAGAUCUCUUUACUUGAAAGGACUUGACAGCCUAACAAGUAUAGGCCCUUCUUUUUAUGGCGGAUCAGGCGUGCAUAAUGGUAAUAGCAGUCAAAGACCCCUAAAAUUGUUUCCAGUGCUUGAACAUCUCAUUCUAAAAGACAUGCAAAAUUUGAGGGAAUGGACGGAAGCAACAGUUCAUGAUGGGACGGUGGUGGUGUUUCCAGUCCUUCAUACGGUAAAGAUUAAUGACUGCCCUCAAUUAGCCACUUUUCCAAGUCUCAAGGAAUUGAAAGUCAAGAAAACCCAAAAUGGAUCAGCACUAAUGACAUAUAUUUGUAGCGGAGUCAGCACUCUCACUAUUCUUUCCAUUCGAAGUGUGAAUAGGCUGACCAAACUACCAAAUAUGUUAUUCCAAAACAAUCCCAAGCUUGCACAUCUCGAAUUAAGUAAUUGUGGUGAUUUGGCCCAAUUUUUGGAUUUUUCGUUUGAUGUUCCUCGAACUUCAGAAGGACCAAAUUACCAAUCAGUAGCCGAGCACACUUGUAUUGACAAUAAUGCUCCUCAACAUUUGGUUGGCCUUGAGUCCCUAGAGGAAUUAACUAUUGCUGAGUGCCACUCGCUCAAGUUAAUUUCAAUCCCCAAGGGACGGAAAUACCUCACUGCCUUGCAACGAUUAUGGAUUCAGUCCUGCGAUGGGUUGACCCACUUGUCCAUACCCCAAAUAUCUGAGUCAGAGUGGGAUUCCACUUCUUCACCCUUCUCUUCCUCCGGCACUUGUCCUCCUCCUCCUCCUCCUCUUCCUCUUGCGGAAUUGUGUGUACUCCACUGCGACAAUCUUAUCUCCUUCCCAGUUGAUUUAACCCGAACACCUUCUCUCUUUUUUCUGAACAUAUCACUAUGUGAGAAAUUAACCUUGCCCAAGGGGAAGCUUUGUUCUCUUACAAGCUUGAGAUUCUUAGAAAUCGGACCAUUCUCAGAAACCACCACAGAGCUGCAUUCCUUCCUAGACCUCUUUGAUACUCUCCCACCACCGCACCCCUACUUCCCCUCCCUUUCACAAUUAUUUCUGCAUGGAUGGCCUCAUUGGGAAUCUCUGCCCGAGCAACUUCAGCAUCUCUCUGCCCUAAGAUUGCUUGAACUAUAG